UAUGUACUCGUAAAGAGGCUAAAUUUUAGAGGCUAAACUUGAGCAUGAGCUUCAUAGUGGGGUAGAAAGGUGUUGACAGAGAACGAAAGAAAAAGAAAGCAAACCACCAAAUCAUUUUCCAGGUUACUUCACCUGCUCUCAUCAUAUGACAGUUGAUAGAGGCUAAGAUCAGAUAUCAAUAUUUCACACGAUCCAUCUGCCACUACCAAUAUAUCUGUUCCACAUCUGGACAUCCAAGUAGAGGAAGCCCCAUCUCAUGUUUCCAUAGAGAAGAAAGGAGGUCUUUCUCCCUUCAGAGCUUUCUUCUAUGAGCCAAGGCCAUGCCCACAAGGUAUAAAGUCACACCUCAAUCCAAGAUUCCAUCUGCAUGCAAUGAUCUCAAGGAGCUUUUUUUUUCAGGUAUGCUCUCCAAAAACAGAAGAUAACAAAUCAUGGCUGGGUUGUCCUUGAAACUUCCCUUUUGGAUGAUGUAUCUGAUAACCCAGUUGCUAGUAGGCUCUGUUAUUUCUGGUUAUUCCUGGUGCCCCAUUCCUCCAAGCAAACAGACUCAAGCAAAAUUUAAACAGAAAACGAAUAGAUUCUGGAAGUUUGCAGAGCAGACCAAUACCUGGGUGGAAAUCAGCUUGCCGUUCGAUCUGAUGUCCUGUAUUAAUGAAACCUGCACAAAAGUAGGAUCAAUUGAAAGCAUACGUAUGAAACGUGAUCGGUUACCUACCAAAGAGCAACCGAAGUAUAUAAGUGCUGGUAUUGAUAGGGUAUUAGAAGAGAAUAUUGAUCCAGUUCUGCCUUUAAGAAAGAGAGUUUCUUUGACUAGAAUGUCAGAGGCAUCAGUUUGGGUGACAGGGCAAAGUGGUUCGAUCUAUGAGAGGUUCUGGAAUGGGGUGAAGUGGGUCAUUGCUCCCCAUGAAUUACCUACUGCAGCCGGUCAGGCUGUUUCUGUUUUUAUUGUCAAUCAGACAAUUCUUGCUCUGGCAGAAGGUGGGAUGCUUUAUCAGCUCCAACUGAAUGAAAAUUCUCAGCCAAUUUGGACAGAAUUUGUGCUUAUGUCUGAACAAGGCAUGCAUACUACAGAAACUGAACCAAGCCCAGUUAUACGGAUCAAGUUUGGCAUCGUAUCGCACGAUGGAGUGAGGUUGUACUUCUCCACUAUGAAUGGAUCAUUGAUUGAGAUCAGUGAAUUUCAGCCUUUAAGGUUGGAUUUUCAUGGCCGGCCUCCAGGUGGAGAUAUUUCAGCUAUUGUUGACACUGGCACUAUUAGACCAGGCAUUGUGUUCACAGUAAGUUCUACUGGAGAUCUAUAUGAAUUUGACAAGAAAUCAAAGCCGUCAUGGAAGAAGCAUGUAGCAAUGGAAGAAAUAUCACUUGGAUCAUCCAGAGGAUGUUCUCUUCAUGGCCUGGCCGGAGCUCAUUCAGUAUCACUUUUCCUAUUAACCAAGGAUGGUUUUCUAAUAGAACGACGCUUGCACAGAAGGAAGUGGAAGUGGGCACUCCAUGGAGCUCCAAAAGAUCAUCGGUUAAGUGCUAUCAUGCCAGUUCAACAGAGUGACAUAAAUGAAAACAUCUUAUCAUUAUUCUUCACUGCAAAUACUGGAUAUGUAUUUGAAUAUCAGCUUCCAAAGAACUCAGGUGGCACUUAUGGGAACCAUGCAGAAGGGCUAUGGAUAAAUCAUAUGCACCCACAGCAUGCAAAGGUUGCUCGAGGUGUGCAAGGGAUACAGGUUCAAUUUGGGAGAUUAAUGUUCCCACUGGAUGAUGGUAGACUUGGGGAGCUGCAUUUGCCUGGCAUUGGAGGUGACGGUUCUGGUCCAACUCAUCAGAGUAGUCUGCGCAGGAAAACAUCCAAUAAGUACGAAUGGUCAGUCAUAGAUGUACCUGAAACAGAAGGAUGGAAUGCAGAAUACUGCACUGAUGACCGUGGCCCAUCAAAUUGCAUCACAGGAAUAAAGAAUGUUCUUUCAGAUGAUGAGCCAAAUGACUCAAGUAUUAUUACACCUGCUAGAAGACGUAAGGCACAAGGGCAUCAAGAGUACAUAUCCUUGAGUAAUCAUGAAAGUGGUGCAACUGAGUCUUACAACUUUCUAACAAGAAGUAUCAAUACUAACUUUCGUAUGCGAGUAAUGUAUGCAGAUAGAUCAUUCUUUGUUAUAACAGACAGUGGCCUAACUUUUGAAUACCUUUAUUCUGAUAAUGUCUGGUUAUGGCUAAGGCAUGAGCAUUCAACAGCAAUGAGAGGUGCCCUAGGAAGCUAUAAUGGAAGUUUGUUUUUAGUCAACACGCAAGGAAACUUGCUUAUUAGAGAAAGGAGUGGAAAUGAACUAUCAUGGAUCAAUUGCACUGCCAUGAGGAAGGGAAAACAGGUAGCGACAGGACCCCCAUGGGAUGUCAUACCGGGUAAAUCUCACAGAGCUACAACAGUAGAUGCUCUCUUCUUUGUUGACAAGAAGGGAAAACUUCUUCAGUUUAUGGUAGCACUACGAAAAUUCAAAUGGAAAGACUGCCACAGCCCUCCAGAUACUAGGAUAGCAUUUAUAGUGGAUCAAGAAUUCUUCAGGAUGAACAUCAUAUUUGUUGUUGGACGAAACGGUCGUCUAUACCAAUAUAACAGAAUCACCGAACUAUGGCACGAGCACUACCAGUCCCCUCAUUUGGUCCUCUCAAGAUCCCCUGGAACUGCUAUGAGGCCAUCACUACAAUCACUUACAGGCUCAUUAUUCAUGAUAUCAGAAAAUGGAGGUCUUGUCGAGUACCACUGGAACUUGCAAGAUGGAUGGGAAUGGGUGGAGCAUGGGACGCCAUACAGGGACGUGACGCUGGUCGGUGCGCCAGGUCCAUGUUUUGAUGGCACUCAAUUGUUUGUGAUCGGGUCGGAUGGCCAUGUUUAUCGAAGAUUUCUGGAACAGAGGACUUGGAAAUGGAUGAGUCAUGGGUACCCAAAUACAGAGACUUCAGCUCUAGAAGCUCAAAGAACUCGAAGUGAUCACACUUGCACCUAUGAAGAUAAAACGGCCUACUUUGAGUACAACAACCAAUACUCAAACAAUUACAACAGACACUGCAAUGAGAAGGUGGCACCGAUACGACCCAUACCAUUUUCGCAAGAUUCAGUAAUUUUCGAGUUACAAGAUGGCAGGCUGGCGGAGCUGCGGAGAUCGAAAGGGACAGACGACUGGGUGUGGGCACGAGUCAUCGUCACGCCGACCAGCCUUUGCUUGUCGAGUUACUGGACAGCGGUGGCAACAUAACAGCGUCGAGCAAGCAAACCUGUUGCAGGAUCAUGGGAAGUACGGUUAUAGAAACAAAAAGGUGGAAAAUGUAUGGAGUUUGUAAAGAGAGGGCAAACACUAGCAGCAGUGUUACAAUGUGAAAUAGUAUAAAAAUUCUGAUGUAAAGAUGAACAUAGAAGGAACGAUAGAAGAACAGAUUCUGGGUUUCAUUCUCUA
Molecule: messenger RNA, 3440 nt
Organism: Elaeis guineensis (African oil palm)
Lineage: Eukaryota; Viridiplantae; Streptophyta; Magnoliopsida; Arecales; Arecaceae
Source: RefSeq, a predicted model, not a curated record